GAAUCUCCUGCCCCCAAGAUCCAAAAGACUUCCUUGUACAAACCUUCGUUCUCGAAGGAUAUAACAUUACCAGCUUUUCUCAAGUAAGAAUCUCACAAAAAUGUCGUGUCAAGCCUAUAAAAGAGUCAAGUAUGAAGAAAAGGAAGAUGCCAAGGCUACAAUACAACUGGAAGCAAAAGCCCGUGGCUAUGGCGUCGCCUUUCGGCAGCCAGGAUGGCCAAGGACAAUAAUUCAAGUCACAAUAUUGGGGAGAUCGUUUACGCGCGCAUUUACUCGCAGUAAAGAGCGCAGUCUGCAUAAAAUGGAACAGAAGGUAGCGAAAAGGGCACUGUAUCAUCUCCGCCAACUGCCUCUUCUGCCGCCAACCCUUCCUCCCCACCCUCGCCCACCUCGUGCAGAUCCACUCUCCGCUAUUUGCGGACCAGUAUACUCUGAGAUACCACAUGGGGGACCUCUGGCACGAUUCUGCCCUUCUUACGGAUGGCCAUCUAUCCUGGGGAAGAGGAAGAGAGAUGAAAAAGAUGAACCAGUCUACACAGCUGGAACUAAUGCAUAUGCUGUCACAGGUUUUAUUGACGAGCUCAAAUUGAGUGACAAGGAGAAACAAACUACCGAAGUUAGCCUGAAGCCCAAUCUCGACCCCCUCCGAUUGCUCACCAGCCAACAGUUUAAAGGAGGCAUGGAGCAUGCAUUGUCACUCCUUCUGGUCGCCACAUUUCGUCGAAUUGAAAAUCCAACCGAGAGACAGGAGUUCCUUGACAGGUGCAUGGCGCGCACAUCCAAGAUGGAUCCUACACUCUUCUAAGCGGUACCGAUGCACGCGAUACGAUGUACGACUAGACACGCUUUGCCUUUGUUUUUAUCUUUUUUAUUUGUGGCACAAAUAACUUGGUUGGAUGAAUGGACGGCUAGACA
Messenger RNA from Botrytis cinerea B05.10, 915 nucleotides. RefSeq lists its product as hypothetical. The coding region runs from base 101 to 805 and encodes 234 amino acids. The transcript has 2 exons. The record is from RefSeq and is a predicted model, not a curated record. NCBI's taxonomy places the organism in Eukaryota, Fungi, Ascomycota, Leotiomycetes, Helotiales, Sclerotiniaceae.